GACGCUCUUUUAAAUUUUUCUUCAAAAGUGGUUAGUGACUGUGGAUACAGAUCUUAAUGGAAAUAAUUAUUAAUGUUUCUUGCCACUAUGAAAGUGUUACUGUGUUCCAGCAUGUGACAUGUCACAAAUAGAAUCACCUCACCAGAGUCUAUAAACAUAUCUAUACAAUGAGCCUUUUGUAUAGUGAGCCUUUUUUUGAAUCGCCCUUUCCUGUAGUUUGGAAAUGAUACUAAUAUUUUGUGUAUUUGAUACCCAAAAAGUGAUUCUAUAGCCGAAAAUUAGAUAUACAAAGGAACGGUAUGUAACCAUAAAACACUGAUUGUUUCACACUGUUAUCAGGACUCUGAGGGUGUAACAUAUUGAUGAUAAUCUCUAUGCCAGUAUAUCAUUUUUCCUUAGCUUUAAAGCUAAAUAUGACAGAGUUCAUUCACUGUCAUACCCAGAUAUCUUUGGCUUCAUUGGGGACAAUAAAUUUCAUCCUAUACACUAAUCAGCCAAAACAUGAUGACCACAUGCUUGAUAAGAGUGUUGGCUCACUUUUGGAACACAAUACAAGUGCUAUUCUGCAUGGCACUUAUUCAAUAAGUUCUUGGUAAUUUCUGGAGGUACAUGGAUGGUAGCAAAAGUGUGCAAAUGUCACGCAAUUCCUGUAAAUUACAGACCAGUGAUUAGUGGCCACAGAGCUGGCACCUGAUAGUACCCUGAUGGGUUCUAUUGAGUUCAGAUCUGGUGGAUUUGAUGGCCAAGAUAUUGAGGUUCACUGUCAUGCUUCUCCUUCAGGGAAGACAUUGGGCAUGAAGGAAUGUGUGUGUUCCACAGUAAAAAUAUGCUGUCUACAACUGUGACAGAGUCUUCAAUUACUACCGUAGGUACCAUGGAAGCCCAGGUGAAUAUCCCCCAUAGCAUAAUACUGCCCCCACUGGCCUGCAUUCAAAGUGCAGUUCCUGUUCCAAGUAACCAUUCACCUGGCUGACAGCAUAUCUGGGCAAGACCACUGACUUGUUAUAACAAGAAACAUGAUAUAUCCGAUCAGGUGAUCAAUUUUCAUUGAUCUGUGGUCAAAUAUUGAUCAUUCUUUGCUCACUGUAAUUGUAACUGAUGGUGUCUUUGGGUCAACAUGAGAACAAGUGGGAGUCAUGUGCUAGAGUCCCAUGUUCAGCAAUGUGCACUGAAUGGUAUGUUGCAAAACACUUGUACCUGCACCAGCAUUGUACUCUGUCAAUAGAUCUGCCACAUAUUGCCAUCUGUCCUACUUUACAGAUGGGAGCAAGCAUUUGAUCUCCAGAUUAGUGAUUAGGUGUGGAUGUCCAACAACUUGUGGCCUACACAUAGUUUUACUGUCCUUCAAUAUUUUUCUGUGGAGGCUCAUGACAGUUACACACAAAAAUGCUGCCAGUUUCUCCUGUUGAGAUAAUCGGUCCCAGAUACCAGAUCAUGUGCCCUUUGUCAAAGUCUUUUACAUCAGUGGAUAUCCCUACCUGCAGUCUUAAUCAUCACUAUAAUGAUUCUCUGUUCAUCUAUUCUUCACUUAUAUACUUUCCUUACCAUAUCGCAUCCCUACAAUGCCACCAGGCAACUUUGAAUUUAGCGAUGGACAGUUGUCAUAAAGUUUCAGCUUGCCAAUGUAGAUUCACGGUAUAGUGAUGUGCAAUUGUGAUUCAGUCAUAGCAUCAGUGGUAAUCAAGAAAGAAAUGGCAACAAAAAUAAACAUAGCAGUCUACAGGUUACGUAAAAUUCCCCUUAGUUUGCACAGGUUAUGUCUGAAACUGGAGAUAGAAAUAUUUGUCAUAAAUCUGUUGGUGAAUUGUAACUCGAGUUCAGGCAAAUAGUUUACUGAGCUCUACAAAAAUCAGUAGGCUAUUAAGAAGAAUAGCAAGAGAUGUAGAAAUCACUGUUACACUAUUACACCAGCAAAAGUGCGAAGCUGUAGAAGGUGAAGGCAAAUUGUAAAAGUGCAAAUAGACUGAAGUUAGUAGAAACACACUUGGCUACCAUAAGGACCAUGCUUUACUGUAAGAAAUAAUGUAGCAGAUCCUCAGUUAAAAUCCUAAGAAAUAUUAGUAGUGUCUAAUGUUGUCAGUGGCAUAUAAGUUAAUGCCCAGAUUCUCAUUGGAAAUUCGGGGACCAAUGUAAAAGUCAGCAAAAUGUAAGCUGAAAUGCUGAACUUCCAAAUAUUCUCUGGCAAAGUGAAAUUUUGUACUCAAAGGGACAUACAGGUUUAAAAAAAUAGUAUAAUGCUACAGAGUGCCUAGUAUUGGGCUACCAUAUUUUAACAGUUUAUUUUAAAUACUAGAUUGAGCAGAUUCUGCGGCCUACUUUGAGGUUACACAUUCUGGUGUUUUCCUCCAGUCUCAAUGAAGGUGGUCAUUGAAUCUGAUGGAUGAUCCUCCACUUAGCAUAAACGAUCUUCCAAAUGAAAUUUUGUUGCAGAUCUUUUUUUAUCUUUCUGUUGAAGAUAUAGCACUUAAUGUUCAAUUUGUUUGCAGUCGUUGGUCUGAAGUGUGUUCAAAUGAUGUACUGUGGAAGAACAGCUGUUUAAGUGUAGAGGGAAGUGCAUCCAUUCAAUAUGUUGUGUCACUGUUAAAAAAAGUUCCAAAAUUGCAGUGUUUUUGUAUCUGGUUUAGAUCAUCAGGAGAAGUUCUUAACAGAUUAGCAGAAUUCUGCAAAGAUUUGCGUAAAUUAGACUUCUGUGUGCCUCAGCUCGAGUUACCUUAUGAAGCAUUCAAGAAUCUUGUUUCAGAAUGUCCGAAACUGGAGGAAAUUACUAUCCCAGGAUCUGCGCUAGUAAGAGAAGAAUUGGCAGAACUUGUGGGCCAAUGGGAGUACCUGAAUGACAUUUAUCUUAUAGGCAGAUCAGACAAACCCAUUGCACUGAAGUAUUUAGCAGAGGGCUGCCCAGCGUUACAGCAUUUACACAUGCGUUAUGUUGUGUGCAGUUUUACUGAACUAGAAUAUUUCUUAGAGAAAAAGAAGAACAAGCUACUGAGUUUAAGCAUUAGCCCACUCACUCAAGAUGGCAGGUGUGUGAUUCCUCUCCUUGACAUUUGUAAGGACAGGCUGGAAAAACUGCAGUUAGAAGACAGCAAAUAUUGCUACAUUGAGUCACACAAUUUUGGUAUCAUAAAAACACUGAAAAACUUGAAGGCCCUGAGCAUAAAAAUUCCUCGUGGUGUAAGAACAGAUGUGAUGUCAGAUAUUUUUGAAGAAAAGGCAUUGAGUCAGUUACAAGAACUUGAACUAAACAAUUAUGCAGAAAUAAAUGACACUCUGGUUAACACUAUUUGUAGUAACUGCCCAAAUCUCUUGAGAUUGGCUCUCAGAUAUUCAACACGUAUUAGUGAUGAUGCAAUGAGGAAUCUACACAAAUGCAAGAACCUGGAAGAUUUAGAUUUGUAUUAUUGCACAGAACUUACAGAUGUCGCUGUGGACUUUGUUUUAAAGUGUAGUAAAUUGAAGUACCUCAAUCUUGGUUUCUGCAAACUAACAGAGAAAAGCUUAACACGUCUUAUAGUUCUGACUGAACUUAGAGAACUGAUCCUUGAUGCAAUUAAUGUUGCAAGUCUUCCCUUGCAAGUUUUUCCUCAACAUUUGACGAACCUUAGAGAGCUUAAACUUGAUUACUGUAUGAACAUUGAUAAUGAAGCACUAGCUAUUCUCUGUGCUGAAAUGCCUCAUUUAAGAGUAUCAACAAAACAAGCUGAACUGUGUCCUUGACUGCUUCAUAUUCUUAUAUCAUUAUUAAAAAUCUUUGCUAAAAACAGUGACAUUUCUUUGCUGUGAAUAUUGUAUUUAUCACUUAUAAUAUUGUUUUCAUGUCAGUUACA
Molecule: messenger RNA, 3824 nt
Organism: Schistocerca americana (American grasshopper)
Lineage: Eukaryota; Metazoa; Arthropoda; Insecta; Orthoptera; Acrididae
Product: dynein regulatory complex subunit 6-like
Exons: 2
Coding region: 2377-3714 (445 amino acids)
Biological process (GO): SCF-dependent proteasomal ubiquitin-dependent protein catabolic process
Cellular component (GO): SCF ubiquitin ligase complex
Molecular function (GO): protein binding
Source: RefSeq, a predicted model, not a curated record